Colletotrichum orchidophilum is the source of this 1680-nucleotide messenger RNA. RefSeq names its product peptidoglycan binding domain-containing protein. The transcript has 6 exons. Bases 1 to 1680 code for a protein of 559 amino acids. The record is from RefSeq and is a predicted model, not a curated record. NCBI's taxonomy places the organism in Eukaryota, Fungi, Ascomycota, Sordariomycetes, Glomerellales, Glomerellaceae.
AUGGCUUCCACGACUCGCGCAACGUGGUCUCGUCGUCCGCUGACCUGCACGUUAAGCGCUGAACCGCAAUCCAACGUGACGAGAAUCUCACGAGUGCUUCGGAGAACUUGUCAAGAUGGCACCCAUCAAAUCAUCAUGUACCAUCCUGGUGUCGGUAGCUCAGACAGCGCAGUCGAUAAGUUCACCGGUGGAUUGUUUGGGGUUGGACUCGACCAGGCUAUCCGUGAAGUCUACAACUUUAUCUGCACUAAUUACGUCGAUGGAGAUGAGAUCAUACUCAUAGGCUUCUCUCGCGGCGCUUUCACAGCGCGCUCUGUUGCCGAUAUGAUUGCGACCGUCGGCUUGCUAACUCCCACGGGCUUGGACCACUUCUACGCCAUCUUCGAAGAUUAUGAGAAUAUGGGGGACUCUGAUCGUGAUUUGAGUCUUUUUCUGGAUCCGCAAGUACUUCCCUACAACGGCGAGAAAGGAGCAGCCAAGGCCAAAUGGGAGAUGGACCGGAAAUCGCAGUACGAGAAAUGGCUUGCUAACAAUAACCUCACACGACACACAUACGAAGACGCGAAGGGUGUGCACGAGAUUACCAUCAAGGCAGUUGGUGUUUGGGAUACUGUCGGUGCCUUGGGCAUCCCUCCAGCUCCGUUCAGCAAUACGCAGGUAUCAGACCGCGUGGAAAACGCGUUCCAUGCUCUGUCUCUGGACGAACCACGAUUCGCUUUCCGUCCUGCACUUUGGGAAAAGCUCGAAGGCAACAAAACCAACCUCAAGCAGGUCUGGUUUCCAGGUAGCCAUGCUGGCGUAGGCGGAGGAUGGCAUGAGCAACAGAUUGCCACCAUCACCCUAGCUUGGAUGUGUGAUCAGCUGUCGACUGUGGGUGUCGAGUUCAACCCAGACCGUAUGUUCGACAUUUUCAUGCAAGGACUUCGGUUCUCGGCUGCCCACCCGUUCUCCUACGUCCCUGAUACCUGGUCAUCAUGGUUUCGGCCGAAGCAACAACUGCCGUGGGCGAAACCCAGGAUAUGUCCGGUAAAGGCAUCAAGCAUCCAUCGGGAUAAGGCUGAAUGUGAUGGAAAGGAUCGUCAUCCUGCCGGUAGUGCAGAAGAGCUCUGGAAAACCGCUCGUCCGUGGGGGCUAGGCCAAAUCCGAUAUCCGACAAGCCGCCUCCAGACUUGGUCAGGAACCACAAUCCGGCACCCCGGGACCUUUAUGCGUACGGACCCGCAAACGAACCAAGACACGGACCAGCCUUUGUCCAACACCAACGAAAGGAUUCAUAGUAGCGUGCGGGUCCGGCUGGCUUGCCAAGGCCUCUCUAUGGACGAUGAUGGGGUAUGGGACUGCAAACCUCUAACUAGAGCCGAUGAUGGGAGCGAGCUCUGGAAGCUGGAACGCGGCUCCGGGCUUAACGCCUCUGGGGCAGAUAGCUGCAAAGACGGCAGGACCAGGGAGUUGGAUCUUGGAGCAGAUGGAGGUGACUUGAAGCCUUAUCCGGUCGAGAAGGAAGACGGCCAAUGGAAAUGGGUCUUAGCCAACGAACGGCACAACGCCUUCCCGCAGGCUAGAGUACUGCCCGAGGAGCCUUUGACGGGGUUCUGGGAACGGAAGUUGCUGGCUUUGACUGCGGGAAAUCCCGACGUGUGGAGAUGGGCGGAGGAGAAUCCCCUCGUUGGCUUGAUCUAG